CGUCUCUUAUCUCUGACUUUGAAUUGGUAGACGCGCAAAGGGUGUCUUUCACAGCUGUCGAAGCCGACGCUGAUAACGCUUAGUCAUCUUUGUCUGUCCAACUGACGUCGCGUCUGCCUUUGUCGGCCUCAUCAUCGGCACUCCAACACAAUUUCACGCUUCAUACAAACAUCGCACACGACACGCCGAGCUCCAGCCGCGCCUCGACGAGAGGCUCUGCUCUCACCAACCAGCAGACGCAGACAAUGAAUAGGCGCGUUUGCUGCCCGAGAGCCUGCUUCUCCCUCCGCAGCGUCCUUUCAUGAUGUUUUUCGACCCGGAGUUCUUGGAUCGCCGCCUGGCGGGCAAGGGACUGGAGCCGCUCUCGGCCGAUCCAAAGCGCAAAUCAUCUCAGAAUCAACCCUCGAGAUCGCGAAUCGCCGUGCCUCUCUUCUCGAAGCCUGCAGACUAUGUGCCUGGCAGCGGGCCGCCGUUGCGGCCAAUAUCCUUGCUCCCCGCAGGCGAUUCCACAGCGUACAUCCUCGAACGUGUCCUGCUGCCUUCUCCUGGGCCAGCACCGAACGGCAAGCCGCUGCCGAAGCGAAUGGCCUACUUGAUCGGAUGGCGCGAUCUGCGAGCCGCGAGCAUGGUGGUUCCCGCAAUGCAGGUCCUGGAAUACGUGUCCCCGCGGACGUUGGAGGAGUUUGAGGCAAAGCUGGAACAGGAGGUGGACGACGAGAAGGAGAAGCUGCGAAACGAGUUCAAGUCGGGUCUGGAGGCGCCGCAGAAGAAGAAGAAGAGGGGACGGCCACCCGCUCACAGCCAGAUAAAGUCUGCCGUGGUGGCAGAGCCAGAGCCCGUGGCUGAGACGCCGACACCGACGAAGCCACGGCACAAGAAGGGCGUCAUCAGCCUGUCGACUCCCCAAAAGUCCAGGCUGGCGGAUUUCGAGUGGCUGUCAGAAGACGAUGGGAGUCCUUCGCGGCAGAUUGCUGAGGAGCAGUUUCAGAGCUUGCAUAGCUUUUUGCCUGAACUCGAGGAGGGUAGUAACGUUGCUGGAGACACAAACGAUGCUUUUGCAACUGGAGAUGUCACGCAUCCCGUGCGUGCUGCUCCACAAGCAAGCCUUGUCCAUAUUACUAGUAGCGACCCUGCGAAACAGGAACAACCGUCAGCAUCACCUAAUCCAGAAUUCGCAAAGAUUAAGACACCUGCUUUUGCUGAUGUCGAGGCGCAGAAAUUGGUGAAUAAUAAGCACAGCUUACCUCCAGUGGCUUUGUCUGUUGAAGGGAGCAAUUGGGGCAAACUGCCUCCAUACUUGCCUCCUUCGUCAUCAGCCCCGUCUGUGGUACAGGCAGUACAGGCAGUACAAACACAGGCAGAGACGCAGAACCCUAUAAUUAACCUUGGUGAAGAGGCCAAAGUAGGUCAGAAGCAGAAGCAAUCAAAGAAGAGACCCAGGCCUGAAGAUGAAGGUGCCAAGACCGAGGCUCAAGAGGACAACGGCUGGGUGGUGGAAAGGAUAGAAGAUGUGGAAUAUUACGAAGUCGAUGGCAUUGGCUUGGUGAGAUAUUUCAAGGUGAGCUGGGAGGGUGACUGGCCACCAGACCAAAAGAGGACGUGGGAGCCGGAAGAAAACAUUCCACCGAAUCUCGUACGAAACUUUUUCAAAAACUCGCGGAAUAAAAGGAGGGCAUUAUCGAGGCGAAGCACCCAUGGCCAGGGCCACAGCCAUGCCCAUCCUACAGAAAAGAGCAAGCCAGCUAAACACAACGGUAGCUCUUCACAAAACACCCAUACUAAGAAAUCUUCUUUCAAACAAGGCACACUCUCAUGGCCCGCCGUCCGUAGGCAGUACAAGAGCGUCAGCGAAGCCUUUGCCGCAGAAGACUAUGACGAUGGCCUCGAGAUGAUGGACGACGACGGCUACGAGGCCGAGGAAGAAGAUGUCGGCGGGAACGGACAGAAUGAGUAUUUUGUCGUAACAGAAGAUGGCGACGAUGAUUUGCAUGGCCGGAGUCUAUGGCCAAGCGCUGGUGCUCUUUCAUCUGCAUUUGGCGUACUUGGGGGGCUGCAAUAA
Molecule: messenger RNA, 2059 nt
Organism: Trichoderma atroviride IMI 206040
Lineage: Eukaryota; Fungi; Ascomycota; Sordariomycetes; Hypocreales; Hypocreaceae
Source: RefSeq, a predicted model, not a curated record